Molecule: messenger RNA, 1399 nt
Organism: Gloeophyllum trabeum ATCC 11539
Lineage: Eukaryota; Fungi; Basidiomycota; Agaricomycetes; Gloeophyllales; Gloeophyllaceae
Product: Fes1-domain-containing protein
Exons: 4
Coding region: 105-1265 (386 amino acids)
Source: RefSeq, a predicted model, not a curated record
UGUAUCUUUACUUUAUCCCCCAUCCUGCUGUAUCGAUAACAUCUUUUCUUUUGUCUCUCUGCUGUAUCAUCUGCGUACGACCACGAACCAACGAAUAACUCAAAAUGCAGUCCCUUUUACGCUGGAGUAUCGAGCAUGCCGGCGCACCAUCGCAAGAUGGCUCCGCACCGCGCCCAGAACCAAAGAAACUCGACCCAGAGAUUAUCGACAUGAUCCUGGGGAAGCCCGACGCGGAGCAGAUGAAGGAGAAGCUGGCGGUGGCGGUGGACGAGGGGCGGAGUGAGGAGGAACGGGUGCAGGCUUUGGAUGAUUUCGAGAUGUUGAUUGAGAGUAUUGACAAUGCGAAUGAUCUCGAAAAGCUGAAAAUGUGGCAACCCUUGCACGACCUCCUCACCUCCCCCGGGUCGACCGACGAGAUAAAGCGCCAAGUCCUCUGGGUGAUCGGCACCGCCGUGCAGAACAACCCCGCCGCGCAGAACGUCUUCCUCGCGAUGUCGCCACUCCCCACGAUCCUGUCCUUCCUCGCGCCGAGCGUGCCCGCGCAGACAAGGUCAAAGGCCGUGUACGCGCUCUCGGGGAUCCUCAAGCAUAAUGCGAGCGCGGUGCGUCAGUUGGAGGAGGCGGGCGGGUGGGAGGUGCUGCGGAGUGCGCUCGAAGAUUCAGAUAUUACUGUUCGCAGGAAAACGGCGUUUCUGAUCAAUGCCCUGCUCAUUCCCAAUGAGUCGGCACAUGCACAAACACAAGCACAAGCACCUGCGCCCCAACCCCAGCUCGAACCCCAGGUUCAAACUACGAGUCCGUCUCAACUCCCGACAAGCUCAACAUCAUCCGCCUCCACUGCCCUGACUCUCCACUCAUCAUCGUCCACCUCCUCGUCCACACCCAACCCGAACCUCCACACCCCCGACACCCCCUCCGCGCCCGUCCACCCCAACUCACACGCCGCCCUCCAAGCGGACCCCUCCGCACUCAACACCUCCCCGCCCACGCUCACCGCCCUGCGCAGCAAGGCCCUCCUCCCCGCGCUCAUCAACGCACUGGUGUCACCGGUACCACACGGAGAAGACGGCGAGAACGAGGGCGACGCGGACUUCGAGGAGAAGGUCGUGCGGCUGCUGACCACGUACGUGAUGUCGUGCGGGGGCGGGUUCGAGGAGGAGGAAAAGAAGAAGCUGAGGAAGUAUCUUGAGCGGGAGGGACGGGAUGGCGAGCGGUGGGGCCUGGGCGAGGAUGAGUUGAGGGUGCUUUUGCGUGCACUUGAGUGAAUGGGUGUUAUGGAUGGUAUUGUAGUUACGGUGUAGUCUAAUGAAGGCAGAUUACUGGGAAUACCGACUCGUCCGUACUAUUUAAAUAAUAUUCGUUACCGUGAACUGAUCGCGUUUUUGAGGUCUGACGAGUG